AUGAAGGCGCUCGCUGUCUGCGCAGCGAUCCCCGAUCCCGCGCUGCCAGGCCAUGUACGGUACGCAGUUAUACGGAGUACGGGAAGCAGGCAUGUAUGCGAGGGCAACCACGCCCCCUUCCCCUUCCCCCCCCGCGCCUGCAGCAUCGACCUGAUUUGGGGUUCGGAGGGAUCUGAGGGUACGGAAAACAACGAACGGACCAGGGGCACCAGCCAGCGUCCUGCUCCGUGCAGUCGUGCCGUGCAACAGUGCCACCACCGACAGGGCGUACGGCCAACAGCUGCUCGCUCAGGCACCGCCCUUGGUCCGAGCGUAUGUGGUGGUGGUGGUGGUGUUACUAUUGCUAUUGUUAUUCCUGCUGCUGUUGUUAUUGUUGUUGUUAUUGAUUGGUAUUGCGGUAUUGCGGUUGUGACUGCUGCUGCUGCUGCUGCUGCUGUUGCUGUUGUUGUAUUCCCCAAUCUCGCUUCGGCCCCUCAUGAAGUCAUGGUCACGUUGUCCAGCAAAACAGACUUUGCGAUAAGUAUAGAACGGAGCAAGGACCCGGCACUUUAUUUUCCAGGCUGCGAGCUGCUGCUGCUGCUCCCGUACAGGACUAAGUACGGCGCGUGCUUACGUUGGUUGUCGUCGUCGUACUGGUACAAAACACAAAAACCUUCCAUCCUCGUCACCCGUCACCUUCGUCGCCCUCGCCGUCUCGUCUCUUUCUUCUUCGCCUGUUAUCCCUACCGGCUAUCGCUCGCCCUCGGUCUUUCUCUUGAGCAUCGGACCGCAUCGUACCGCACCACAUCACGUACACUAGAUCAGCGAGCUCAACAAACUAAAUCGGCUUCCAACACUCACUCGUUCACCCAUCACCAUCAUCGUGUGUCCGCACCGACACCCACUAAUCAUUCAGAAGCAGCAGCAGCAGCAGCAGCAAUCACAACAACAACAUCAUCAUCAACAACAACAACAACAACAGCAACAGCAGCAGCAGCAGCAAUCGUUACCGCCAUCGCAGCAGCUCGAGAUAUUUCCAGACGCAACCCCAUCGAACCCCUAAUCUUUCAAUUCCCUUGGUCCCCGAGCGAUGCCGAACAUGGAGUUCUUCGAGCCAACAUCGUACCAACAGCAACAGCAACAGCACCAAUACCCCACUAUCCCGAUGCUCAGCAUGCAUACGCGACGCAUCUCUCGGCUCCAAUGAUUGCGAUAGCCAACGGGGCGAAGACGAACGACACGAAGCCCCGCCUGGCGAAAGAUGAAGUGGAUAUUCUCGAGCGCGAAUUCAAAAAGAAUCCCAAGCCGACGACGCAGACAAAACGUCAAUUUGCUGACGACAUGGGCGUCGAUCUGCCCCGGAUCAAUAACUGGUUUCAAAAUCGCCGAGCGAAGAGGAAGCAGGAGAAGAAGCAGGAAUCCUACCAAGCCGAACAGGCACAAGAAGCUCGGGGAUAUUCCGAGCCCUCCUCGCCCGACUUGUACAACAACAACGGCACGGCAUUCUACAGUGACAACACGCCCGCCGUGCCCAUGGCCCCCACCUUCUCCGGGGCGAGUGGACCCCCUCCACCUGUCGCGCCCUACAAUCCCCAGUACCGUGAUCCCGCAGCCGCCAGCAUGGAAUCCCUCGAUCGGACCAUGGCCGCUGCGGAGGCCGGUCUGGAACAGGACGAAUACAACCUGUUCGGGACCUGCCACGAUCCCCUGGCGGCCAGCUUUGGCGGCGCGAUCCCCGGGCUCUCCAGCAGCUGUGACCGAGCUCGCUUUCCCCCACCCGACGAAACGGUGGACCAGUUCAACGGCAAUCAGAGUUAUUCCUAUCCCUCGAGUUUCUCCAACAGCGUAUACCUCAACUCGUCCCCGUCUCAGUCGAUUCCCGAGGGCCAGCCCCCCGAAGAGGCCACCACCAACCACGCCCUCACCCCCUUCAUUAAUUUCCAAGACGCCUUCCCCGACGCCUCCAUGCCACAGUUGAUGGCGACGUUCCCCUCGCAACUGCUCACGGCCCAGGGCAACGAUGGGCUGCCACGGCAGAACGACAAUCAAUUCGCGCCGGGCCCGGAGCCGACCCAGGAAUCAGUCAUCGGAUUCAAGUACGAGCUGUCCGAGUCCCCAGCGUCGUCCCUCUCGCCCCCCGGACCUUCGGGUCUGUUCAGAUCCCCCCCUGCCCCCAUGGAUAUUGUAUCGCGCCGGAAAAAGGUUCAGGUCAAGCCGGCAGCACUGGUCGCUGAGACCCUCCGGGGUCGACCUGCAUCGGGUCCGAGGACGGUGUCUCACGCUGAGGGAUCCCGCGGGCCAACCGAGAGUCCUGUGCCUUCACCCAUGCGCCGGAUCGUAUCGGCGGGAGGAAAACGGAACGUGAUGUCGGGUCGCAUCUGCAAAUCGGGAGUUGAUUCCUCGCAACGAUCCCCCAUCAACCUGGGCGGCUGUGCGGACGCCGGCUCCUUUCUCGGACACAACUACCACAGCAUCCGCAAUGCGACCUCGUUCGGAGCGGGUCCGUGCCGCAAGAGCAGCCUCGCCCCCCCAACUCCGAUGUCUCCCCUGGAAAGAGAUCUGGCGCUCGCCCCCAACGACGGCACGAGGUCGACCGCCUCCCCGAGUGAAGGGGGUGUGAACUUUGUUUUCAACGCCGACCCCGGCUCUUUCCCCUCGAUCGAAGGGGAUGCCAGUCUGGUUUCCCCCCCCAAGACCCCGCACGCACAUAUGGUGGCCUCCGCGAACGAAUGGGCCGCUACCGCUAGCACCGCCGAUCUAUCCGACAAGUCCUGGCUGCAAUAUGAUGUUCCCGACGAGCCUCUCUAUACCCCAGCUCAGGACUCCUUCGCGGCAGAAAUCCACAUGCCGCAGCCCUCCUACUUGUCCUCUAUGAGCCAGCCUGUGACGCCCGCCUACGCGCAUUUCAACCUCAAUUCCAUGUUCGGGCACGGGUCGCCCCAAUUCCAGAGCCAGAGCGAAGCAUCCCAGUUUGCUCUCCCCGCGCAAUCCGCCGCCGACUACUCUGUCCCCGUCUCCCACCCACCUCCCCUAGGCACGUCACACUCGCCCACGAAACAGCAAAUAUUCCAAUUCUCGCACAGCACCGCGGCCGAUUUUUCCCGAUAA
This is a messenger RNA of Drepanopeziza brunnea f. sp. 'multigermtubi' MB_m1, 3087 nucleotides long. The record is from RefSeq and is a predicted model, not a curated record. NCBI's taxonomy places the organism in Eukaryota, Fungi, Ascomycota, Leotiomycetes, Helotiales, Drepanopezizaceae.